Molecule: messenger RNA, 2044 nt
Organism: Dendronephthya gigantea
Lineage: Eukaryota; Metazoa; Cnidaria; Anthozoa; Malacalcyonacea; Nephtheidae
Product: peptidyl-prolyl cis-trans isomerase FKBP4-like
Exons: 11
Coding region: 210-1586 (458 amino acids)
Molecular function (GO): peptidyl-prolyl cis-trans isomerase activity; protein binding
Source: RefSeq, a predicted model, not a curated record
GAAGACAUCUUAUAACAGUCCUACACUGGCUUUGAAGGGUUCUUGGAUUAGAUGCUGAAAGAAAUUAGUUUCAGUUGAGACAACUACCUCAUAGUUAUAAUUAAAGGUGCAAAUGAAACUGGCAGCAGUGUUGUUCCUUCAUAAUCCAUUUCAGAAAUUUUUAAAACCUUUAGCAGCUAUACAUAUGAAAGGAGCCUUUCUGAAGCAAAAUGGUUGAAAACAAACCGGUUUUUAGUGGCAUAGAUGUGACAGAAAGUCAAGAUGGUGGUGUAAUAAAAGUUUUAAAAAAACAAGGGAUUGGAGAUGAAACUCCCAACGAAGGAGCGACAGUACAUGUUCAUUACGUUGGUACACUUGAAGAUGGAACACAAUUCGAUUCUAGUCGUGAUCGAAGAAAGUCUUUUGAGUUCCCUUUGGGAAGAGGGCAUGUGAUAUCUGGUUGGGAGCUUGGUGUAGAGACAAUGAAAAAGGGUGAGAUAUGUACACUAACCUGCAAGCCUGAAUAUGCCUAUGGUAAACCCGGCAAACCCCCAACAAUACCACAGAACUCAACCCUUGUAUUCGAAAUUGAACUGUUACGUUGGGAGGAUGAGAAAGUUACACUAGAUUCAUUGGUUUCCAAAAAGAUUGUGAAGAGAGGCAAAGGAACUGAUCGUGUUUGUGAUGGUGGGACUGUGGAAGUUCAUCUGGUUGGUAAAAUUGACAAGAGAAUCUUUGAUGAACGCGACGUGCAGUUCAUUGUUGGUGAAGGUGGUGAGUCUGAUGUUAUACCAGGGGUGGAUGCCGCUGUUAAAACUAUGAAGAAAGAUGAAAUCUCAUUGGUUAAUUGUGACAGUUCGUAUGCUUUUGGGGAAAAGGGAAAAAAAGAAUGGGGGAUAGACCCUGGCAUGUCAGUUGAAUAUGAAAUACAUCUCAAGUCCUUUGAACAGCUGAAGGAAUUCUGGGAAUUAAGUUCUGAGGAAAGAAUUGAUGGAGCUAAGUUGGUGAGAGAGAAAGGGACUAUAUAUUUUAAGGAAGAGAAGUUUUCAUUAGCAUUGGGCAAGUUCACACGGAUGGUUUCAUUGGUGGAAAGCUUGGUUGAGGAAAAAGAUUUGAAGCAAGCAUCAUCUUUGAUUUUAGCUGGACAUCUAAAUGUUGCUUUAUGUUACCUCAAGUUAGCAAAAUAUAUGGAGUGCAUUGAAUCUUGUGAUAAGGCUUUAUAUAGAGACAAAAAUAAUGUGAAAGCAAUAUAUCGAAAAGGAAGAGCAAAACUAGCAAUGCAUUAUCCAGAUGAAGCACUUGAACAGUUCCAAAAAGUUAUUAAACUGGACCCAAAAAAUAAGGAUGCUAGAACUUAUUAUGCUAUCGCAAAAAAACAAAUCGUGGAGUAUAGGGCAAAGGAGAAGAAAAUUUUUGCAAAUAUGUUUGACAAGUUUGCUAAGCAAGAUGCAAUGAUUGCAGCCAGAGCUGAAAGUUUACAUGACCACAACAGCAAGGAUGUAUUUACAAGGGCUGAAGAGGAUGCAAAAAUGACAUUCAAAGGUGAACAUAAAGAAAAUGGAGAGCAUGGCAAUCCUGAUGAGAGGAAAGAUGAAAGUUCUCAUUAAGGUACUUGUAUACGACCUAAUAAAUUCUAUGGAUUAAAUUUAUCCCCAAAUAUAACAGCAUGAUGGAAUAAGCAGGUCAUUUGAGACAUAUUUUUCCACCGGUAGAUCAAGCUAAACUGGUAGACAAUGUCAAUGAUGAAGUUUGAAUGCACACCUUCGACUAAAUAUUUUACACUCUACUUGUUCAUUAUUCAGCAGGUUUUGUAGAUUAACCCUAAAAAUUUUCCUACAUGUUAUUUCACAUUGACGCUCUCUAAUAAGAUACACUGAAAUCCAAAUAUUUAUUGUACUAUUCCUAGAAUAGCAGUGUAUGAUGUAUAUAUUGUAGUAGUUUAUUAUAGACUGUAGGCUAUAGUGAAUUGUUACUCUUCUAUAAUUACUAUAUACUUGCAGUUUUCUUCCAAAUAAAGAUGUUUCUAGAUGCAAAAAGCAAUGCAUGUGCACACUGUAACGUUUUC